Messenger RNA from Porites evermanni, 8075 nucleotides. The record is from the annotation of a GenBank genome assembly. Lineage: Eukaryota; Metazoa; Cnidaria; Anthozoa; Scleractinia; Poritidae.
AUGACAAGCUCCACAAGUAACACAGGCGAUAUUCCCACAGAUGCUCUGGCUGAACCGGGCCCUGAUUGGCCAGCUGCAAAGAAAAUCUGGGGAUUGGCAUGGCAACUGCACUGGAUUGGCUUCGGUGUUCUGUUUGGCUCUCUGGCAGUUCACUCUAUGUUUGUCAUAGUGAUGGUGAAUAUAAGGAAGAGAUUUUGCCGUAAACCUUUGUUUCUAGCUAUCAACUUGCUCCUGUUCUUCCUUGGAGCUACGAGAGCGGUUUACAUGCUCCUGGAUCCGUACGAGUCCAGGGAAAAUGGAGUAGAGGAUCCUAAAUGGUUGACGCCUCUUCUCUUUGGUAUCGCCUAUCCGUGUUUAACAUCCGCGUUUUCUUUGAUCCACCUGGCUUUUCUUGAGAUCACCAAAUUAAAAGUUGGCCCAAGCAAGUUGCAGAAUGUUAAGUUUUUAACUGCAGUCAUAGUGCUCCACUUUAUUAUCGUCUUCACGGCGGAAACAACAUCAUCCAUCAAGCCCGAGCUUGCUGCACUGUUGAUAGUGUGCCAGUCGUUUUUCAUCCUCUGGAGCCUGUUACUUGCAGGUAGCUUCAUCUACAGCGGCUGCAAAUUAAUAAAACACGUAAACCAGGUUCAAAAACAGCUUAGCAUCAUCGAGAAAGAUGAGUGCUCAAGAAACGCAAGACAGAAGGUGAGCACCACCAAAGUCGCAAAGGUUACUCUUAUUACCAGCCUCUUGGGCCUCGUUGUGUGCGGUUUGCACUUCUACUCUAUUAUUGGCGUGUACGGUAUGUAACGCCCAGGUCAGCUGGGCACCUGAACCAACUAUCACUUGUGCAGAGAUUCAAGGCAUGCAAUGUAAUCUAUUAGUUUACUGAAGGAGAAACAUUAUUAUCUUUUAAGCUAAUUUUCGAUUUACUGCCGUACUAAACUGAUUCAGACAACGCUCUCUCAGUUUUGCCGUACUUAAGUCAUGUUAGGUUCGGCACACGAGUCGAGCGGAGUCUGAACUGGGCCUGACAGAUGGAAUUACUUAUUGUAGCUUGGCUUAGCCAGCCAUGACAAUGCUCCUUUGAAUGAAUAUUGAUAAACCCAACUGAGACUUUAUGUAGGUUUUCAAGCCUCCCUGCUGAACAAGCUUUCUUUGGGCAGGCAAGCGCCAGCAAGCGCUUUCCUCCAAUUGCUUAAGGCGUAAAAAAACAGGUUCUGCAGGUUUGCCACUUUCCUUCGAUUGUAUUCUUUCCACAUUCUCCUUGUGAAUUCUGCUUAUUUUUCUGAACGUAGAUAUUUUAAAGUAAAAACACUUCCCCCCUUUGUUUAUUGCUAUUCAAGAAAGGCCGGCUCUUAGAACGAAAAGCAAUCUCGCCCAAUAGAAACUUAAACAGAGUAAACUAUAAGCAGAGAGGCUUUUCUCUAGGUCUGUCAAGUUUUUGAGGUCAUAAUCAUCUGAGAAAAAAAAAAUAGAAAAACCUUCUCCAUCAGUUGAAAAUGCUACAGAGACUCCGCUUUUGACGCAUUCUUGGUGGAAUUUGGCCGGUUAAUUUUUACCAUAAAUCGUAGAGUGUGUCCAUGUUGACUAUAGCGACAACAAAGUAAACAAAAGUAGCUGAUAGAUACUUUUUGAUGGAAGAAAUUUUCUUUGAAGGUGUUAAAUUAAAUUCACCUAUUGAAAAAAGUAUACAUCAAGUUAUAUGUCUUAUUUACAUUCAGUAUGGCAUCUGCAUAGGACUUAAUGUUCAGGAAGUGGGACGUAGCCCGCAUGAAGAUAAGAAAGAAUAGAUGUGCACUAAAGCAAUUAAAAGAGAAGAAGGACAAAUAUAUUGUCCAAAAAAAAAAACACGCAAAAUAAAAAUAAAUUUAAUUCUUUCUGGAGCAAUAAGCAAUUGUCCCAGCGCGCAUCUUUUAGCGGGGGCAACAUAUUUUGAUCUAUUUUAUUUCAGUCACAAUAAUAACAAAGAAAUAUGGGUUGCGAAAACCGAAGCAUGAAAAAAUAUGAUUGUUGCAAACUGCGCACUGAAGUGGACAAGAGAGUCUUUGUUGAAACAGGUGAUGAAAUGAAAUGAAACUUUUGUUAAAAAGCUAGCGGUAAAGCCUUGAGUCCUUACAGUACUUGUUAAAUACGUCGAGAUUCUAUAUGCAGUCUAACACAGAGUUAAGUCUGCCUAUAUAGGUUAUGUCUGCACGUUUCAUUUUUGCUUUUUUUGCUUUCGAUCGAGGUUUGAGGUAUGUGUGUUUGAAAUUUGCUUAGUACGCCGUUCUUUUAAUGCACAUGCAAACCGUAUAAUUUAUCAAAUAGAUAAAACUUUUGUGCAUAAUUUAGGUAAUCAAGGGAUCUCGAAAACCGCCUUCGAGACGAAAGGAUACAAUUGAAAGCAUACGUCGAGUAAACGUAAGUAUCCAUUAUAAACCAAAAUAUGGUAAAUAUCUACGACUUUCUUAGAUUUAAUGAAACAGCCUAUAAACCGUUACAGUUCUUUUGCAAUAUUUAGAAGUCCGGCCGCCUGCUAGAGUCUGGUUCGUUUGGGUACAUCAGAGAUUCUUACUGAGUGAUAAAUAUGCACCUUAUGAACCACUCCAUCCACCCUCCGUACUUUUCACAUCACACAACAUUUACACUAAAACUCAGUUGCAUGGUAUAAAAAUUGUACCAGGGCUUGCAAAUAAAUGAAGACUUCGAGAAGAAAAGUCGUUUCGUAACAAAAGCUAACGGAGCACUGAGUUCAACAGAUGAAUUAUUGAUUAUUUACCCAACAGAGGGCCUGCUGGGUCAUUUUUUUCCUUAACAGAUACCAUAAAACAUUUAUACAAAUUAAAAAAUUACAGUUCAUAUUUUGUUAUCUGAAUGUAAACAUCAGUCAGUUUUAUUAUGUCCUGGUUUAGUAAGCUACAAAAUAAGUUACAAGUUGUCAGUGUAAAAAACCCAUAUAUGCCAUGCGCAAUGCGUCGUCCAGAAAAUCAACGCCACAUACAGUUCAUUUCUGGCACGGAAAACUAAACUCAGAGGUAGGCGUAGUUGACUAGAAUCGAAGCCAGAUCGUGUUUUAAAACAUAUUUAUUAAAACCCAGUCCAUUUAAUCCAACCUCGUCCCCAAGGCUUUUCCCUUAAAAAAACGCGUGAUCGCAGAGGUCAAUCAAUUUUUUAAAAAUACAGGUCAUACAGGCUAAGUCUAAACCAACGCUUGUCGCUGUGAUAUGACUAAGAGUAAGGUGAAUAGAACUAGGCUGUGUACGGCGGCCCUCUUCGCAAGAAAUGACAUAAAAUAUCAGAAGAGUCGAGAAAGCGGACUUUACCAGUACAUACUUUGUGCAUGUACAAUAGCUGUCUUGUUAGUCAUUUAUAUCGCUCUAUAAACAGAAGUUUUACAAAUGUUACUCGCUGCCCCCUUCAUAGAAACCGACGGAAAGCAAAAAAUUACCAUGGCCAGUAUCUUGACAAAAAGGAAAUCUUGUAAAACCUUUCGUUAAUCGUUAAGAGAUAUAAGAGGCCGCCCAAGAUCGCGCGGUGUGAAGAUACGCAUAAUUUUAGCUUUUCACAUAGCGCUAAUUUAUUACACCCAGGAUUUUAGGGUGUACGAGGGGACACGUGACCAGCCGAUACCAGGGCCUUUUCCCGCCCUACCCAUUUUUUUAAGGGAAAAGCCCUGGGGACGAGGUUGCAUUUAAUUGAGCUCCGGUUUUUAAUCGCAUGGAAUAUACAUGCAUGAUUCAUUUUCUAGAGCCUUGCUAUAACAGAAAACUAACAAGGGGGGGUAGGAAGAGAGAGUCAAGGAAAAUUUUUCCAGGAAACUGUAACGAUUAAUCUUUGUUUUAAGAUAUGACAAAACACAACUUAACUGGAGUCCUCUAGUUUGCUGAACGCCCACCCUCCUCUAGCCUCCCUCGCAGGCGUUUUUAAGGGAACUCGUUUUUCAUCCCUCCCGACAAGGUUGAGCAGGCGUUUGUGGGGAGGGAUGAAAAACGAGCUCCCCUAAAAACGCCUGCGUGGGAGGCUACCCCUCCUCCUCCCAAAAAAAAUAGUACUAUCAAGCAUACCGUGUUCUGUCGUGAAUUGUAAUACAAAUUGUAAAUUGUAAAGAUGAACGCCCGGGACACACGAAUCACCACGUGAGUUAACGCGUCAAAGUGAGGCAAAACGUAAGCAAGCGCCUCAAAGCGAGGCAAAUGUGUGUCGCCACAAAUGCAAUCUCAAAAAAACCUCCCUUAUUAAUUGCACAAGACACCCAAUAAUGCACAGAACACCCAACAGAAAUUAGGGGUUGCAUUCGAGGUAAGUUCGCUUACGUAUUUUCUUUACAACAUUUUUUACCCUUCCGGACAAAUUCGUUUUGUUAAGUACUCAAGCGUCAUGUAUUCUGGUUCUGAAAUCGACGCUAGUUUAGUCAAAUAACGCAGAGUCGACAGCAUGUUAGAGUAUUAAGCAACCGCUGCAAAAAUUAGAAAGUCACCUGGAUUAGUAGGGGUAGAAAUUAUUAAAGGAUCAAUAAAAAAGGAACCGGUUUUGAUAAUUAUUUCGGUUUUAAGUGUUUCUGAAAAGAAAACAUUAUGUCAAUAAGUAACAUUUCGCUGAAUUAACGUUGAGAUACCGCAAUGUGAAUUACCAAUUGCAAGGAUAAUUUUACACUGACGUAUAAAUUAAUUUAUGUUAGGCUAUGUUGGAGAAAUAUUGUUUUUAUCAUGAGCAAUAAGUUUACCCUUUCAAUUAAACAAAUUGUUCGGUGUCGCCUGAGGGUCUAAGAAUGAUAUGAUAAAGAGUUUGUCCAAACAAUAUUGAUUUCAUACAUUUCAAGAUGUGUGUUUUCUUGGGGCUUAACACAUUGCCGUUCACAAAAAAGAAGGUUUAUGUUCGUAAGGAAUUUCAUAAUCCGUUUUUCUUCUGGGGCUAAACAUUUUUAGCCUGCGAACCACAGACGUUUCUCCUCGCUCAUCGCCGCGUUCGUCAGCGGCGAUGAGCGAGGAGAAACGUCUGCCGUUCGCAGGCUAAAACAUUUUCCGUGGCAAAUUUUCGUCUCUAUCUGCGUUUUGUCAUCAUCGUUACAUUACUAAAGAUGACACUUUGCUCUAGCUGAUGUCGCACAUUGUGUCAUAUCAAAUAGAUUGAAAAGUCAACAAAGUGCACAAGAGAAUUUUUUCUUUCUUCAUUACUGCGUUGUUCAGAAAAAAAAAAUUAAUAAAGGUACCCAUGGCAAGUUUGGUGCAGUAAUAUAAGCAAUGAAGAAAACAAACUUGUAUUAACUUUCAAUUACCUUAAAGUGUUGCAGCCUCACCUUCUCGUAUAUAGCGGUCACCUUGUGUCUUACGGUCACGUACCGGACAACUUCCCAAAAUUUUGAGUUGCCUUUAAAUAUCAUAUAACGGUCACCUUGCUAUUUCCCGAGGGUGACCGUUGUACACUGUAGGUUUGACUGCAUCUUCCUCCGGCUUAAGCUAAAAUGUCGUGGAUAAAGUUAGUACUUGAAAGUACCUCAAAGUGUAUAGAAGAAGAAAGUCAAGUAAAAUUAUUUCCUCCUUGUGCCAAUGCGAAAGCAUGAAAGUGAAAUAAGAUUGAGUGGGUGAUUCAUUUUUUUUCCAAGAUUUCGGUGUAACAUGCACAAUUCCGUGUGAGCAAUUCUGCCCCUUUUGCAUUGUCUGAGUCAUUUCAUUUGUUUGACAUUUGACUGUUGAUUCAAACAGCGGAACUUUUUAUUGCGCGCAGCUCUCAACUAGUAAAUGCAAACUAAGACAAUUUCAACGUACCGUUUAAAAGGCAAAAGGAAGUUUUUAAAAAUGACUAGAGGAGAUCGUUUUAAUAUAUUUCGAACGCAACAUUAAUUCUUAUUUAAGAACUAACCAAGCGGUCAAAAAGAGUGCCAUUUUUGUGUUUUUCCGUCAAAUUUUCGGGUUCUUGAUACCACAUCAGACAUCAGACAUCAGACAUCAGACAUACCACAUUAAAAAUUUGCUGAACCUUAAUGAGGGAUGAUGAAUUGUCCAUUAAAAUUUUUAACUGCUCGCAAAAUUUUACCUUUGCUCGAUUUGCUCGCGAAAUUUAAACGAGUGCUCGCUUGCUCGUGUUCCCAAAACUUUUGCAGUUGCUCGCAUGCUCGCUUUCUUGUCAGUAUUGCUUGAGAUUUUGUGAAUACUUCUUCGGAUUAAAGUAAAUGUAUUUCUGUAUGGUGCUUAAUUAAUUCCUAUAAAUAUGGCUAUCAAGUUCAGUGGAAAUGCACGCGAUAAAUGACAACGAUAAAUAAUAAACUAGCUAAUCUAGCUAUAUAUGGUUAAAAAGAGAAGAUAUUGCUACCUUGAGUUUUUUUGAGUUUCUCUACCGCUCUACUGACACUGGGCUUUAAUUAGGCCGUGUUUUCAAUAAAAACGGUUUGGAAGCUUUAAUUUAGGAUUCUUCCAGAAGAGGUUGUUCUGACACGAGGAUGUUGUCCCUCUUCAAGUUCUUUUUCAAGUUCUUCUUUCUUCAACCCCCCUUGUACGCUCGAGACAUUCCAACCUCGUUCCCAGGGUUCUCUCCUACCAGCCCUACGGAGCAAGGCUAAGUGCAAAGUAAGUGAGUUUUUAUUCUAAUGAAGAUAAAACUCAUUAUCACAAAAAGGUUUUGCUCUUAGCCUCGUUUUGAUCGUUGCGGUUUUUGGAACUUGAAAGUGACCUAUUGAGCAAUGAGCUCAUGCUGAGCUGCAUUGUGGGAUUUUUGUACGUCGAAAAGAACAAUCCUGGUUAUGUAAAGAUGGAGUUCUUGGUGAAUUAUUAGGCUGAUUUAGCAACAGGACUGCAACGUCAGUUGACGAGGGGAAAGCUCGCGGAGAGGACUAAACACGACGUCCGGUGCCCAAUUUGCACCUCUGCCAUUGGUCAAACCAGUUGCUUGAUUUGCGCGCGCCGUCGUAAACUGACGUUCCCGUUCUGUUGCUAAAACAGUCUAAUUUUCCUUUUCAAGACUUAUUACAAAACACGACAAUGUGUUAUUACAAUUCACGACAGCUCGGCUUAUUACAAUUUACGAAAGCUCUCCUAAUUGUGGGUAACACAGACCUAAAUUAUUUGACAAUGGAAUAAACUGUUGUUUUUGUUUUGGUAGGAGAUGACAUGACAAGCUCCACAAGUAACACAGGCGAUAUUCCCACAGAUGCUCUGGCUGAACCGGGCCCUGAUUGGCCAGCUGCAAAGAAAAUCUGGGGGUUGGCAUGGCAACUGCACUGGAUUGGCUUCGGUGUUCUGUUUGGCUCUCUGGCAGGUCAAUCUAUGUUUGUCAUAGUGAUGGUGAAUAUAAGGAAGAGAUUUUGCCGUAAACCUUUGUUUCUAGCCAUCAACUUGCUCCUGUUCUUCCUUGGAGCUACGAGAGCAGUGUACAUGCUCCUGGAUCCGUACGAGUCCAGGGAAAAUGGAGUAGAGGAUCCUAAAUGGUUGACGCUUCUUCUCUUUGGCAUCGCCUAUCCGUGUUUAACAUCCGCGUUUUCUCUGAUCCACCUGGCUUUUCUUGAGAUCACCAAAUUAAAAGUUGGCCCAAGCAAGUUGCAGAAUGUUAAGUUUUUAACUGCAGUCAUAGUGCUCCACUUCAUUAUCGUCUUCACGGCGGAAACAACAUCAUCCAUCAAGCCCGAGCUUGAUGCACUGUUGAUAGUGUGCCAGUCGUUUUUCAUCCUCUGGAGCCUGUUACUCUCAGGUAGCUUCAUCUACAGCGGCUGCAAAUUAAUAAAACACGUAAACCAGGUUCAAAAACAGCUUAGCAUCAUCGAGAAAGACGAGUGCUCAAGAAACGCAAGACAGAAGGUGAGCACCACCAAAGUCGCAAAGGUUACUCUUAUUACCAGCCUCUUGGGCCUCGUUGUGUGCGGUUUGCACUUCUACUCUAUUAUUGGCGUGUACGGUAUGUACAGCAAAGUAGUUCACCCCUCGCCUUGGCCAUGGCUGACUUUUCAAUCGCUUUGCCGCUUCGUGGAACUUGCCAUGGCGUCCACCAUUGCUUACAGCGUGAUGCAGGGGGAUAAAAGGCAGAGAAAAGGAAAAACGGUCCCUACUAAUUCGGGAGAGAAAGUAGAGCUAAGGACUUUAAGAGAGACGCAUUUGAAAAUUACAGAUUUUACCGAACCAAACUGA